AUGGGAAAUUUGCUUACUUAUCCAUUCCCGUAUCUCUAUAAAAGGAAAGAAGAAUGGCAGGAAGAAAAGUAUGUCAAAAGUAUUUUUACACUAGAUGUCAAAAAAAUGAAAGAAAUUUGGUCGAUUAUAGAGAAGGAUAGCAUGUAUUAUGGAUUUGCACUAUGCACAAUGAUUUUUAAAACUCAUCCAGAAUACGUGAAAUAUUUCGAAGAUACAUCACUUCCAUAUUUCGUUCAAGAAGCAAAACUUAAAAAAAAAUUUAGAAAUAUAUGCGAAAUGUUGUGUGCUUUAUUUUUAAAUUAUGACAAUACAUCAAUGAAAAAUGAUUUUCUUGGCUACAUUGCUAUGAUUCAUAAAGAUAUGGGAUUAACAGUUUUUGAUUUCGAAAAUUUUACAUCAGAUGUAUUAGAUAUGUUAAUACAAGAAUUACCACAAAUAAUGACAAAAGAACACAUUAUCGCGCAAAAAAUAUGUUAUAACGAUAUAAGAUAUGACUCUGAUAAUAAUGAUGAUUAUGUUAUGAAAACGAGACAACAAAUCUCUUUGGAAGAUGCAAUCAAAAAAGUGAUAAAGAUGACACCAAGAGAACGUAAACGAAUGCGUAAUAAGCGUUCUAAUAAACUUUUAAUGUAA
Messenger RNA from Apis cerana (Asiatic honeybee), 633 nucleotides. RefSeq lists its product as uncharacterized. The record is from RefSeq and is a predicted model, not a curated record. Lineage: Eukaryota; Metazoa; Arthropoda; Insecta; Hymenoptera; Apidae. Gene Ontology annotation, molecular function: heme binding; oxygen binding.